UCUAGGAGCAAAUGCCUAGACCAAAAAUUCCAUAGACAUCAACAGUUACAGAAACAAGAGGGGACAAAAGUGGCAAAAUUCCGAGGACUAGAAUAGCCAUUUAACACAAACACAAGGACCAAUAAUUACAAAGGCAGAACCGAAGCAAUUUGAACUCCCCCACUUCUCUUGGUUGGUGCACUGUUCUGUUCGUCUCCUGCAGAGCAGUCAGUCGUUGAAAAUCAUCAUCAUCAUCAUCACCAAGCUCUGAUUUUUUGUUGUCUCGAAUUUAAUUUCUUCUUCGACUGAACUAGAGAGGAGAAUUAAAUCAAUGGCUGACACACCUAAUUCUAGUGAUGAAGACCUCAAGAAACAUUUGAUGAAGGUUUAUGAGGAUGUGACCAAAGACUCUGAGGAUAAGGAAUCGAGAAAAAUAUUUGAUUGGAUUGUGGACUACGAUGCCCUUAAUGCAAAUACGAUUCAUAUGUUCAGUUCUCUGGCAGAUUGAGCGAGAGAGCUCUUUAAGCCUCACUCUGAGCAGACCACACUGCCGGAAGUGGCUGUCUUCACCAUGGUGAUUAUGGCCUAUGCCGGCAAUGGCAAGACCAAGGAUGCUCACAAGGUCUACCAGCAGAUGAUAGCCUCCAGUGUCACCCCCACCACCUACACUUACACAGUACUCAUCUGCGGAUUUGCAAAAGACUUUUCGGAUUCUAGUUUUGUUGGGUAUGCCAAGAAGUAUUUCCUUGAAAUGUUGGAUAGGGGGAUGAAGCCCCAAUAUCAACCCUACAUGUAUGUUAUGGACGCCAUUGCCUACCGAGAGCCAGUGGAGGAGGUCAAGAAGUUCCUUGAGCAGAUAAAAGCUAAGGGGUUCAUCCCUGAAAUCGAUGGUUUUCAAUACAAAGACGACCACCUCACAGAAGCACUGCAGGAAAUGAAAACGUAUGUUGAUCUUGUCAACAAGAACAUCACUGACAAGGCUGUUCAAAAAUUGUUCUGCGAGUCACGCACCUGCCCCUGGAUAGAACGGUCGAUGGAGAUGCACAAGGCUUUGGUAGAGGAUGGAAAUGGGCAUGAGGCCAUCGAGUUCUAUCAAACCAUUCAACAGACAGCCGUAGAGCCAUUGGUCCAAAUCCACACCUCUGUUAUGAAAGCCUACCUCAAGUUGGGCAAGACCAAGGGUGCUCUGGAGGCGUAUCUGGCCAUGGGUCGCCCCCAACUCCUACAGGCUACACUUACACUGUUGUAAUCAAGGGACUCAGUGCUGACCCGGACUUCUUUGGAGAUGCCAAGAAGUACUUGCUUGAGAUGAUGGACAAGGGGAAGCAGCCUAAUGUUGCUACCUAUACUGCGGUGAUAGAAGGCUUUGUGCUUUGGGAGGAAACGACAGCUGAAGAGAAGGGCAAAGAGUUUGUGGAGGUGAUGAUGGGUAAGGGUUUUGUGCCUAAUGCGAAGGCUAUGAUGAAGGUUUUAAAAGGCAGACCAAAACUGGUAAUUAGAAGGGUCAUGAACAUUGUACUUUCCAAGUUGAAGAGCUGAUGCUUUGCUUUAUUGUGGUUAUGCUAGCAGCUUCGGGAUUAGGUGGUUGGUUUAAUUAUGGGGAGGUAGUAGCUUCAGGAUUAUGAGAUCAUGUGGGAUUGGGUUUCAGUAGGGGACUUGGUUCGUUUCUCUAUCAUUUUGAAUGGGACAUUGGGGUAGCGUAAUGCUGAGAUUGAAUUAGAUAAUUAUGUAGGACCGGUUUUCAAUACCAGAUGUUGACCUCUCUGUUUGUUAAUGUUGAUAUUGAAGUAGUCUGUGGUGAUUAUCCUUUAGUUUCUGUUUCCUUUUUCGUGGUCUUGUGCGUUCACUUUUAGACACCUGAAAUU
Molecule: messenger RNA, 1844 nt
Organism: Rosa chinensis
Lineage: Eukaryota; Viridiplantae; Streptophyta; Magnoliopsida; Rosales; Rosaceae
Product: pentatricopeptide repeat-containing protein At5g61990, mitochondrial-like
Exons: 2
Coding region: 551-1228 (225 amino acids)
Molecular function (GO): protein binding
Source: RefSeq, a predicted model, not a curated record